Molecule: messenger RNA, 2462 nt
Organism: Chelonia mydas (Green sea turtle)
Lineage: Eukaryota; Metazoa; Chordata; Testudines; Cheloniidae
Gene: STING1
Product: stimulator of interferon response cGAMP interactor 1
Exons: 7
Coding region: 475-1626 (383 amino acids)
Biological process (GO): positive regulation of macroautophagy; activation of innate immune response; innate immune response
Cellular component (GO): autophagosome; endoplasmic reticulum membrane
Molecular function (GO): cyclic-di-GMP binding; 2',3'-cyclic GMP-AMP binding
Source: RefSeq, a predicted model, not a curated record
GCGGCGGCAGUGCGCUCAGGGGAGCAGGUGGAGGCGAGCUGGGGCAGCGGGGGCACUUUCUAGGGGUGGCAUGGCCAGUACCGGAAUGGCGCCCUAGAAAUGUGCCGCCCUAAGCACCUGCUUGUUUUGCUGGUGCCUAGAGCCGGCCCUGCCUGUGUGACCACAGAACACGAGAGCUCUCAGCCUGGGCGGGAGGAAUGUAAGGAAUUAAUUGCAUGCAGGCUGCUGGUUUCAUUUUCAUUCUCUGGGCUGCUCUUCUCAAUGAAUCUUCAGACUCUGAAUGAGUUUCCACAAACCCCCACUCUGGGUAUCUUCACGGAGAGAUUUCAGUUGUCGUGUGGCAGAGAGACGGUUUCCAAUUUCUGCUCUUGACCUGCCUCGGAAAGCAAAGCGUGUUGGCCGGGGCGUGGAGCCAACCACCGGAGAAGGUGACAUCACAGCAGCUUCAAGAAUCACAGGCUGUUAAUUGCACAGAUGUCUCAUGAAAUGGAAAGACCCAGCAUCCAAACUCCCCUGAUCAUCCCCAAACCUCGGGGGGAACGGGCUCACUAUGCAACCUGGGGCUUCAUUGCUCUUUGCGUCUUUGCCCUGUAUUACAUGGAGCAGUCCUGGCACCAUGUCGCAGAGAACCUCACCUUCUCCUUAAUGGCCCUGCAGAUCGGAGUGCUGCUCAAAGGGGUUUGCAACUUCGUGGAAGAGAUUUGGCACGUGCAAUCCAGACACCACAGCAGCUGGUGGAGGGUGGUGAAUGCCUGCCUGAGCCCGAGUCUGCGCUGCUACACGCUCCUGCUGCUGGUCAACGUCUGCACCUACAUGGCCCUACUCAGGGACACCGGGAUGCAGCUCUUCCUCAACCUCAUCCUCGUCUGCCUCUGCCAGCUCCUCAGCUUCGCCUUUGGGCUUCAGAGUCCCUCCGCAGCGGAAAUGUCUGAAAUCUGUGAAAAGAACAACCGCAACGUAGCACAUGGACUAGCCUGGUCUUACUAUGUGGGGUAUUUAAAGUUAGUUCUGCCACGCAUUAAAGAAUUGAUCAGCGAGUUUAACAGAGCCAAUAACACUUUGCUGAAGUGCAAGGAGACCUGGAAAUUGCACAUCCUUCUCCCAAUGAGCUGUGAGAUAUACGAUGAUCUGCAGAAGGCUGACAGCCACAUCCAGUACUGGAAGGAUCUCCCAGCGCUGCAGCUCGACCGGGCUGGCACUAAAUGGAGAAGCUACAAACAAAGCAUCUAUAAAAUUUUGGGUGAAGACAAAAAGCUGAAUUACUGCAUUGUGGAGUACGCCCCUCCGCUGCAGUCCCUCUACGCUAUGUCCCAGGAUGAAAGCGCCGCCUUCAGCCGGGAGGAUCGCCUGGAGCAAGCCCAGCUCUUUUGCAGGACCUUGGGGGAGAUCUUACAGCGCUCCAAGGAGUGCGCAGGCUGCUACCGGCUCAUUGUGUAUGAGGAGUCAGGAGACAGCGACAGCCAUUUCCUGUCAAAGGAGAUCCUAAGGCACAUCAGACAGCAGCACCUGGAGGAAUACACCAUGUGCGAGGGGAAUCAUGAGCCCACCACCUUCCUCUCAACAGAGCCCAGCAUCCUGAUCAGUGACUCGGAGCUACCUGGGCCUCUGCGGAGCGAUGGCUUCUGAAAAGUGUGGAUAGGACUGUCAGGUUACUCCCUCUUCAAGCAUACAAAGAGACAGGACCAAGACAGUCAGGGCCCUCCUUAGGCAUAGGCAGCAGCUGUGGAGGGCACCCAAAAAUUUGGUGCACCUCUGGGUCUUAAUGUCCACCCUUCCACCACUUCCUAUCCCUGUUCUGACCCUUCCUGCAGGCUCCCACCACAGCUGGCUGCUAAGUCUUCCUUCUGAGGGGAUCUAGUACUUAAACAUGAAAAAGACUUCCAGCCUGCCAGACCUAUUAGCACAACAUUGAAACUGUUAAAGAGCCAUUCAAGUGGUAAUGAAGCCAUUUAACAGGCAUUUGCCAACCCAGGUACACUUCAAUCUCUCUGGUCACUUGAUCUCUGACCUAAAAGUCGCUAUAUUACAACAAAAAGACUUCAAAAACAGACUCCAAUGAGAGACUGCUGAAUUGGAAUUAAUUUGCAAACUGGAUACAAUUAACUUAGGCUUGAGUAGAGACUGGGAGUGGAUGAGUCAUUACACAAAGUAAAACUAUUUCCCCAUGUUUAUUCCCUCCCCCCCCCCCCGCCCCCGCACUGUUCCUCAGACGUUCUUGUUAACUGCUGGAAAUGGCCCACCUUGAUUAUCACUACAAAAGGUUUUCUUUCCCCGCCACUCUCCUGCUGGUAAUAGCUCAUCUUAAGUGAUCACUCUCCUUACAGUGUGUAUGAUAACACCCAUUUUUUCAUGUUCUGUGUGUAUAUAAAUCUCCUCACUGUAUUUUCCACUGAAUGCAUCCGAUGAAGUGAGCUGUAGCUCACGAAAGCUUAUGCUCAAAUAAAUUGGUUCGUCUCUAAGGU